This is a messenger RNA of Haliotis rufescens (red abalone), 1621 nucleotides long. Its product is annotated as phosphatidylinositol 4-phosphate 5-kinase-like protein 1. The transcript is spliced from 10 exons. The coding region runs from base 122 to 1504 and encodes 460 amino acids. Lineage: Eukaryota; Metazoa; Mollusca; Gastropoda; Lepetellida; Haliotidae. Gene Ontology annotation, biological process: phosphatidylinositol metabolic process. Gene Ontology annotation, molecular function: phosphatidylinositol kinase activity. The record is from RefSeq and is a predicted model, not a curated record.
CCGGUUGAAAAUUGAUAUUUUCAGAAUUUUAAUUGGAGCCGAGGGAAGGGAUAUUCUGUGUAAUGCAGAAAUAACCAACUGGUAACUCAAAUGAAUUGAAGUCACACAAACCUUUGGUACCAUGUCGAUCGAACUACAUGAAAUCGGGGCCUCUGCGUCCACCUCUCCCAAUCAACAGCAAGCAGAGCUGAAGUCACGGUCCAGUGCCUGGCAACGUCUUCAGAAGCGACUCAAGCGUAAAGGGGUAGUUGAGGUAGACAUCGAUCACCAUCGCUAUGACAUGCUCAACUGCAUCCGGACCGGCAUCAGACAUGUGCUGCUCAACCAUCCAGAACUGGGACCAAAGGAGAGUCUGGAGGCUGAGGACUACAAGCAUGUGUUGGAGAAGAAGGUGGAGGGCCCAGACGGACAGGUAUUUGUGUUUGCCAGUUACGCCAGCUCAGCAUUUGCAGCUAUCCGCCGCGCCAUCGGUCUGCGACAAGACUUCUACCUGGAGUCUGUUGCUCCGGCCAAACUGCCAUAUCUGGAGUUUGUCAGCAACUCCAAGAGUGGACAGGACUUCUUCCUCAGCAAUGAUCAGCAGUACUUACUGAAGACUGAUCGAAAAUAUUGCAUCGACUUCUUCCUGUCCACAUUGGGUGACUACCUGCAGCACUUCCUGAAGUUCCCCCACUCCCUUAUCGUCAAGUACCUGGGCUUAUACUCCAUACAGAUGCCGGGCGAGAGGAAGAAAUACUUUGUGGUCAUGCAGAGUAUAUUUUACCCCAGUCAUCGUAUUGAGACUAGAUUCGACAUUAAGGGAGCUCUGGCUGGCCGAUACCAACAGCCAUACCCCCCAGGCAGCAACAUUGUCACGGUGCUCAAGGACCAGAAUUUUCUCAAUGAAGUCAUUGACUUGGGACCACAGAGGGAAUGGUUCAUCACCCAGCUUAAAGCAGACACUGAGUUCUUGAAGGAAAUGGCAGUUCAGGAUUACAGCCUCCUGAUUGGUCGACAGGAGCUGCACACCGACGAGCGCCGGGAAACACUCCCGAACCUGGUGGAGAGGCUGAAGAAAUCGCUCCCAUCGACAGCCUCCUCCUCAUCCGACAACAGCUCCCCCGAACAUCACAAUGGGAACGUCGAGGGUGGUGGCAUUGAGAUGCACUCUCUUCCAGGAACACCAAAUGAUGACACCAAAACCAGCGUUGCAGAAAAAUCCCCAGAACGUAAGACCGGUGUAUUCUUUCCUCUCUCUCUGACAGAAACAUCGUAUCUUGACGGGCUGAUGACGACCGAAAACCGCCGUCUCCUGCCCAACUGCAAGAACGCCUUACACAUCAUCGACGGUCCCACCCACCGUUACUUCCUUGGUGUAAUCGACUUCUUCACACUGUACGAGUAUCGACAGAGGACCGGGCGGAUCUACAAGAACAUCAAAUACUGCUGUGCUGACCACUCCACUGUCCCCCCUGGCGAGUAUGGUGACCGCUUCCUGCGUUUCAUCAUUGAGCACGUCAAGUGAAGUCGGGGAGAGAGGGUAUACGAGUCAAGAUAGGUUUAGUUUUGACACUGUGUCACUGUCUGUGAAUGUGUUGCACUCAAUGCUAUUGAACUGGUUUCACCAGAGCUUGAAUACUCU